Messenger RNA from Rotaria socialis, 315 nucleotides. NCBI's taxonomy places the organism in Eukaryota, Metazoa, Rotifera, Eurotatoria, Philodinida, Philodinidae. The record is from the annotation of a GenBank genome assembly.
AUGUCGGCUACAGCACAAGAGUCUACAAGAAUCUUCUCUACGUCGUCAUUAGAAAGUGCAUCUAGUAAUCGAACGCAAAAUGAUAUCCGACUCAAUUUAAAUAAUGUGCCAAACGUUGAAAAGCCAAUGUACACUGCCGUAACAACAUCAUGGGUUCAACAUCUAUUGAUAGUUUUUAUAGCAAUUCUUGUCGGCUGUCUAGUAAUAAUUCCAGCAGUGAUCCUGUUACGUACGAGCACUAUAUCAUCGUCAACAAUUACAACAACAGUUCGUACUACUACUACUACUAACUUGGGAAUCAAUGUUCCUGGGUAG